CUUGUUUUUUUUUUUACAAAUAAGGUACGAAGAAAGGACUAUAUCAUUUCCCUUAUGUCAAAUUCUCCUAGUGACUAGACGGUUUCCCUUAUACAGUAUGAAUUACUGAAUUAUACAGUACACACUGUAGCCCAUACAAUGACCGUUUUAUCGCUUUCAUGUCCAGUUCAUGUUUUUAUUUUAAGAUUUUCAGUAGAACACACUAACACAAGAGAAGGUGUUACAGUACCAAGCAAAGCUUUCAUGUUACUGUACCAAUUUUUGUACUAAAAAUCUUAAUGUCGUUUGUCAAAAUAGGCCUAUGGCACAGGCAGAAUAGGUAUGAUUAUUGUUUUACUAUGCAGGAUGGAAAAUACAGAUGGCAAAUAUGAUGAUACCAGCCGUAGUUUGAUGGAUUUGAAUAAACUUUACCUUUAUGCUUUCAGAUAUAAGUUGUGAUAUUUUUUAAAAGGAUAGUUCAAUCCAAAAAAAUAAUCUGUCAUCAUUUAAUCACCAUUAUUACCAAACCUGUUUGACUUUCUCGUUUCUGUUUUUCAAUAAGUAAAGUUAUACAGGUAGCCUAAAUUAUAACAAAUAACUUUUUUGGGGGUAUAUUUUUAUUAGUGGUAGUUGUAGGCUAUUUAUUAUUCAAUUUCUGGGCAGUUUUAUAAAUAAAUAAAGAGAAAAGUUCUGCGUCAGUCAGAGAAACUACCGUGACAGUUUCAUCUGUCUUUUAUUGAAUUUAAACAAGUGUCGUCAUGUCAGUUCCCAAUAACCUUCUUACAGUUCGGAGAUGCUCCGCCCACAAUUGGACAGAAAUCCCGCCCACCCAUUCUCUUUCAUCUUGCUCUGAAAUCACCUCAACCAACCACUCAAACAGGUAAAGGUGGGCUGAGUGUACUGCCUGGAGCCACACAGGUGAACCGUUGUUUCCGGGAGCACAGCUGCCAUGGCUGAGUCUCAGCUAGUAUGCAUGGACGACGAUCAUGUUAACGUGAAGAUACCGGAGUCCAAACCAGAGUUUUAUUACAGCGAGGAGCAGCGGGCCGCGCUCGAGCAGCUCUUGAAGAAUGGGGAUGGUGCGUUUAAGAUGCGUCUCAAAGAGGAUAACGUUAAAGACUUUCUCUCCGCCAGGGAAAUCAAAUGGAUGCGGGACACGUUCCAGGAAUAUGACAGUGACUCGGACACCUGCUGCUCACGGUCGCCCCAUGAUACCAGUGAAGACUCAGGUGUUCACUCUACCUACUGGCCGACCAUGUCUGAUAUGGAGAUCCCUCCGCUGGACAUCGGUUGGCCUAGCAACGGCCAUUACAAAGGGGUAACUCGGGUGUCGGUUUACACCCACCCACCCAAAACUAACAGUCCGCACAUUAAAGAGGUGGUCCGCAGACUCAUUCAAGAAUCUACAAAGUUAGUUGCAGUGGUCAUGGACCUGUUGACAGACCUGCAGAUCCUGCAGGAUCUCUUAGAUGCUGCGAGCAAGAGAGGGGUGGCUGUGUACUUGCUGCUGGAGGAGAACGGCUUGCCGCACUUCCUGGACAUGAGCAGCAGGCUGCAGAUUUCUACGCAGCAUCUAAGGAACCUGCGGGUGCGCACUGUGCGGGGCUCUGGCAUGCCGCUGGCCUUUGGUCGUCUGCCAGGAUCACAGUGCUCAAAAUAUAUGUUGGUAGAUGGAGAGAAAGUAAUGUUUGGAUCCUAUAGCUUUACAUGGAGUUCCUCUAGGAUGAACCGGAACACAAUCACUGUGAUGUCAGGACAAGUUGUUGACUUCUUCGACAAUGACUUCAGAGAGCUGUAUGCAGUGUCUGAUAAAGUGGACCUGUACCGUGAGUUUCACAUCAGCAAGCCGGCCCUGCCAGUUCCUGUGCUGAAAACUCCAGCAGAACCCAGCAAACUCACAGUUCCCGUAUCCACGUCACGCUUCCAGAUCUCUGUAGAGGACAACAAACAGGCGAACCUAAAGGUGCCUGCACAUAAAUACCACAACCCUAAGUACUCUUUAGUUGUUGGCAACAGUCUAGGUGUAACAGGCUCUCUGCAGGAUCUUUCUAAGCUAAGGGACUAUGUUGACCAGGCCUCUGUGAGUAACAUGGAAAAAUUAAUCUACCCCAAUGGGGACAGUGUAUGUUCACAGUCCCCUACAUCCCCGGAUGGGACAGAGGAUGGUAAGGGCGAUGGGAAGAAGCCCUCUCUGUUUGGUUCUAAAAAGCAGCGCUCUUCCUUCCGGCAUUUUUUGAAAGGCAGAGCAAACAACCAGAGUCCAGAUACUCUCUCUAAAACAACCCAUCAAAACACAGAUACAAAACAGAUCAAUCAUAAAGACACCAAGCUUUCCAACAGUUCCAAGGAAGCAUCUUGGUUGGCCAAUCAUAUAAAGGAGCAAGAUGAUACAUCCAAAAACAUUUCUCCCGUUACUCGCAAGAUCUCAGAGACUGAAAGCACUGAUGAAAUUGAGGACACCUUUGAGAUCAUAAAUCCACCACAAGUGAAGUUUAAGCUCAAAAAGAGCAAAAUGGGUCCAAGGAGUGUUUCUCUUCAGACUAUUGCCACAGAUGGCGAGGAUGGCCUGAGGGGGCGGAGGCGUAGCCAGAAGAAGGCCUGUAUUCAGUCCUGAGAUAUCCCUGUGAGAGAAAUCAACAAGAACGUGUGCUUACAGAUCAGGACCUUGAUUAUUGCUGUAUAUGCUGUAAAAAAGAGGACAGCUUCUUCAUUAUGAUGAUUUUGGACAAGAUGUGGAUAGUGAUUCUCCCUGCAAUAAUAUUGAUUCAGAUGUUAGCUUAAACUUUAAGUAUUGGUGCUGUAUUUUUAGAGGGUUGAGAAGUUGUUUGAACAGCUUCCAAAAUGCUGCUGACACUACAGAAAAAAUGACUGAAAUAUAUUGCGCAGCCUGGGAUCAUGUGAUCUCCUGCCGGUUACAGAGCUCAUAGUUGGACUGCAGAGAGCUUUGAAUUUAAGUGUCUAAAAAUGUAGAAUGUUACAAUUUUCCUGUUUGGCAGAUCUCUGCCCUACAUAUUAUCCCUGUCCCAAUACGUUCUACUUGCCCGAUCCUUGAGCCUGUGGCUCCCUCAGAGUCAUAGAGGAAGGAGGGAAAAGGUCCGUAGCAAAGCUGACAGAUGCCCAAUGAAAACAUGCCUGAUCAGCUACCAUUAAAGGUGUGGUGACAUUUACUGUUGCUCAGAGAACUUUCGCAGGCAAAAUCCAGUCAUUUAAAUAGGAAUCUGUAUGUUUGGGAGUUUUGCAUGAGGGAGAAAAACUAAUGUGACCGCGUUCUGUGUGAAAGUAUGCCGCUUGGACAGAAUAGAUGGGACACAACUGAUUUUUCCAUCAUGAGUGCCAAUAAAUGCGGCCUUAACUAAAUUGAUUCUUUGUAUUUCUUUUUCAUUUAACUUCAAAAGAUGUAAUCUCGCACUGUGGAAAACUCCCUGGAAGAAAACACAAUAAGCCUAAUUUUCCAAAUGUGAGUUUAAUCAGAUUUAAUUUAAAAGAGAGGCUAAUAGCUACUUUUGCACAAAUUAUGAGUUUUAUUAUUGUUUAUGUGAAUAGUCUAACCACAUUACAGGUCUAUAAAUUUA
Messenger RNA from Rhinichthys klamathensis goyatoka, 3551 nucleotides. It is a transcript of the gene sack1fa, whose product is annotated as family with sequence similarity 83 member Fa. Lineage: Eukaryota; Metazoa; Chordata; Actinopteri; Cypriniformes; Leuciscidae. The transcript is spliced from 5 exons. The record is from RefSeq and is a predicted model, not a curated record. The coding region runs from base 929 to 2593 and encodes 554 amino acids.